Messenger RNA from Solanum stenotomum, 1967 nucleotides. RefSeq names its product peptide chain release factor PrfB2, chloroplastic. The transcript has 7 exons. Gene Ontology annotation, cellular component: cytoplasm. The record is from RefSeq and is a predicted model, not a curated record. Gene Ontology annotation, molecular function: translation release factor activity, codon specific. Lineage: Eukaryota; Viridiplantae; Streptophyta; Magnoliopsida; Solanales; Solanaceae. Gene Ontology annotation, biological process: translational termination. Bases 200 to 1636 code for a protein of 478 amino acids.
GCAAAAUCUUCCUCAAAUUACUUUUAUUAGUACGAAGUUUAUAAUGUGAAGUGGUUUAAUUUAUUCUGCAGUUAGCCAGAAGGAAAUCUCUCUUUUAAAACGUCGUCGUACUUUUUCGUCUUCUGAAACGUGAAUAACGUUAAACCCUUGCCUAAACCCCUCUGGGUUUGAUGGUUCGUCAAAUCGGAUUCCAAUAAAAAUGUCGUUUUUAAUAUUGGGAAGAAGAUCAACGCAGCUCUCUCGAAUCCCACGCAAACUCCUCUUAUUUUCUUGCACUUUUUCUUCUCAAUCUCCUAAUACUUCCAUUUCCAAUAAUAGAUCAACAAUUUUUCAUUCUUGGUACAGUUCAUCCAAUAUAAGAAAUAAAGGGUUCUCUUCAAUUUUCAAUGGAAGUACAAAAAACCCAUCAGGGUCUUUAUGGGGUGUUCGGUUUUUGAGCUUGGAGGCUGCUGUUGAGCCGACUACUGCUGAUGGGCUUACUGUUGAGGGAAUUAUUGCUAAAAAUUGGAAUAUACUUGAUGAUAGUGAGGAUGAUUGGAAAAGCCAUGCUUCUUCCAUUGCUCAGUCCGUUCAUCUUAUCAAGAAACGCCUCAAGUGGAAAAGGCUAAUGUAUAGGCUUGAAGUGCUGUCAGCUCAGCUCAAUAAGGCAGAUCUUUGGGAUGACCCCGUCCAUGCUGGGAAGAUCAGCCGUGAACAUGGUUCUCUAAUGAACAAAGUGGAGGAUGUUAUGGCCAUUGAACAAGAGUUGGUUGAACAUAUUGACAUGAUUAAGCUUGCCAGGGAAGAGAAUGAUCCAGAGUUGGAAUCGGAAUCAGUGAAAGCUCUACUCGGAAUUAGAAGGAAUGUGAAAGAAAAAGAGCUUGAAGCUUUAUUAUCUGGGGAGCAUGAUAAUUGCUCUUGUUUUAUAGAGGUUCAAGCUGGAGCUGGCGGUACUGAGAGCAUGGACUGGGCUUCAAUGGUCAUGCAGAUGUACAAAUUGUGGGCUCAACGUAAAGGAUAUGGCGUUUCUGUUGUGGAUGAAAUGCCUGGUGAGAUUGCAGGAAUCAAGCGUGCAACAAUCAAAGUUGAUGGCAAAAAUGCUUUUGGAUAUGCCAAAUCAGAGGUAGGAGUGCAUCGUCUGGUACGCAUCUCGCCAUUCGAUAGCGCGAAGAGAAGGCAUACUUCCUUUGUUGCAGUUGCUGUAAUUCCAAUUUUGGGAGAUGGAUCUACCCAUGUUCAAAUCAAUGAAUCUGAUCUUCGAAUUGAGCGUUUUCGAUCAGGGGGAGCUGGUGGUCAGUCUGUUAACACAACUGAGAGUGCUGUCAGGAUAACUCAUAUUCCCACAGGCAUUACUGCAUCUUGUCAGAAUGAAAGGUCACAGCAUUCAAACAAAGCUUCUGCCAUGGCCGUUCUUCAAUCGCGCUUGGACCAACUUGAGAUGGCACGACAGGCUCAGAUGAAUGCACAACAUACCCAGUCUCUCACUGAGAUCAGUUGGGGCAACCAAAUACGUACUUACGUGCUCCAUCCUUAUCGCAUGGUCAAAGAUCUCCGGACAAAUUAUGAGGUUUCAGAUCCUGAUUCUGUGCUUGAAGGGGAUCUUGAUGACUUCAUUUUGAGCUUUCUUUCAACGUCGUUAGACAAGGAUGAAGAAUGACCUCUUAACCUUAAUUUUCGGGUUCCCUUGGCCAGUUGAUAGUGAAAUUGGAUAACAUAACUCCAAUCUCAGCUCUCAGGUCCACUUUGUGGCACCGGGAGACGGCUUUACUGGUGCCUUAUAUUGCAGGAGAAAAAGCUCAAAGAAGUUUUUGUUGGUUACAACUCACAAGACAUCAUUCUUGCUAGUUCAUGGGAAUAACAUUACUGGUGUGCUGAAGUUUCACCAUCUGAAUCACAUCAUUUAUACGAAGUUGAUGAAAUAAUAUCUUUGGAUCAAGCUGCUACUCCCUUGCUAGGGAACUGCUUUAUUUUUAUCCAAGAUCUGUAAU